UAACAUAGACAGUUGUCUUUGUUCAAACAUAGAAGCAUCAUUUAUUCUUCUUUUGAUCAUCUCCUUGUUCUAAUUGUUGCUCAUCUGUUUGAUCUUUAAAGAUGAACAACCUGUACUUUUACGUCGGGGUCGUAGGAAAUAUCAUUUCUGUUUUGAUGUUUCUCUCCCCAGCGAAAACUUUCUUGAGAAUAUAUAAGAAAGGAUCAACAGAAGAGUUUGAGAGUCUUCCUUAUAUUUGCACUUUGUUGAAUUCGAGUUUAUGGACAUACUAUGGAAUUACAAAACCAGAUAGUUACCUGGUGGCAACUGUCAAUGGUUUUGGAGUUGUUGUAGAGAUUGUUUAUAUCUCCAUGUUCCUCAUUUAUGCCCCUCCAAGAACAAGGGCGAAAACUGCUAAGAUUGCUGGAAUAGUCGAUGUGGUGGUGUUUGCAAUGACAGUUUUUGUGACACAGUUUGCUAUGGAAGGAGAAGUGAGGAUUAAUGUGAUAGGUUUCAUGGGUGCUGCCCUUAAUAUAGUUAUGUAUGCUUCCCCUCUUUCUGCCAUGAAAUUAGUGUGGACGACUAAAAGCGUGGAGUACAUGCCAUUUCUUCUUAGCCUCUUCCUAUUUCUUAAUGGUGGAGUUUGGACUUUGUACGCUUUUCUUGUGCAAGACUGGUUCCUCGGGGUACCAAACGGGACCGGAUUUGUCCUUGGGUUUGCACAACUUGCACUCUAUUCAAUAUAUAGCAAAUCUAGUCCAUCUAAAGUUAUUUCCGAUGACUUAGACUCUGGAUGGCAGCACCGUCACCUUCUUCCACCGUCCACUUCAGACGACACACAACAAGUAUGAUGAUUACACACAUAUAUGACUUUCGCAUCAAACAUCCGUAAAACCAUAAACUUGAAAUUUAUUUACGUAUUGUGCUUGCCAUUUUGGGAAUUAGGCUUUGAAUUUUGUUCUUGACAUUCACAAAUAAUUUUGUGGGCUUUUUUGUGAUUUAUAAAACCUUUUUUGUUACAAUUACGGUGUAAAUAAGGUUAAAUAUUAGAAACGUGACGCUUGUAAUGAAAGUUCUAUAUUGGAUGUACUUAUGUGAAUCAGAUUUUGUAAGUAAACACUCGUGUUCAAA
This is a messenger RNA of Helianthus annuus (common sunflower), 1110 nucleotides long. Its product is annotated as bidirectional sugar transporter SWEET17. Gene Ontology annotation, biological process: carbohydrate transport. Gene Ontology annotation, molecular function: sugar transmembrane transporter activity. Gene Ontology annotation, cellular component: membrane. Lineage: Eukaryota; Viridiplantae; Streptophyta; Magnoliopsida; Asterales; Asteraceae. The record is from RefSeq and is a predicted model, not a curated record. The coding region runs from base 102 to 830 and encodes 242 amino acids. The transcript has 6 exons.